UCUUCACACCUCCUCCUCUUCCUACUUAAAAUUUCAGCUUUAAAUUAUUUAGUUUUUGCGAUUAACGUUAAUUCGUAAGUUUGUUUCGUAAUUACUUUUCAUUGUCCUUUGUGAUUUUAUGUUAGUAACUUAAUUACUUUUCAUUGUCCUUUGUGAUUUUAUGCUAGUAACUUAAUUACUUUCCAUUGUCAUUUGUGAUUUUAUGUUAGUAACUUAAUUACUUUUCAUUGUCAUUUGUGAAUUUAUGUUAGUAACUUAAUUACUCUUCAUUGUCCUUUGUGAUUUUAUGUUAGUAACUUAAUUACUUUCCAUUGUCAUUUGUGAUUUUAUGUUAGUAACUUAAUUACUUUUCAUUGUCAUUUGUGAUUUUAUGUCAGUAACUUAAUUACUUUUCAUUGUCAUUUAUGAAUUUAUGUUAGUAACUUAAUUACUCUUCAUUGUCAUUUGUGAAUUUAUGUUAGUAACUUAAUUACUUUCCAUUGUCAUUUGUGAUUUUAUGUUAGUAACUUAAUUACUUUUCAUUGCAAAUGGCAUUCCAAAGGUUCACGCUUGGGUUGCGGUGGAAUGGUUACACGGAAGAGACCGAAAAGGGUGUAAGUUACGUCGGUGGCAAUUUUUAUAAAAUGAAGGUCCGUACGAGACCGAUGCUUGAAGAGCUCCAUCAAAUGUGCACUCAGAUUACCUGCAUGGAUGGCACUAGAAGAGUUGAUCGAAUGGUGUAUCGAUAUCCAAACAGACAUCACGGGUCGCUGUGGCAUGAGGAAUUCCUCCUUACCACUCAAGAGGACGUUGAUGCCAUGGUCCAAUUUUUGACCACCAAUAAAUUAAGCAAGCGGAGAUGUUCGUUUACACCGAGGUCGUCGAAGGCAGUGUAGGUCAUUCUGGAGAUGGCCAAACAUCUGGUAUCCACGGUGGGAGUGUAUUAUACGAAGAUCAUCCCCACCAGGAUUUCCAAGAGUCGAGCUGGAGGCAGGAGUAUCAUCAUGGUACUGGAGGAAGUCAUCAAUCCUUCCCUUCAUAUGAAGAAGAAGCUCAACAGGCGGAUUACAACCAACAAGCAGGCUACCAGUACCCACCCGACUACAACUUCUAUCAAAGCGGUGUUAGUUACCACAACUACCAUUACGGAGCUAGUGAAGGUGAAUGUGCCUUUCAUGCUGGUAGUCAGAUGGAAGAAGAGGUCAAUCCAAGUCCAGUUAGUGACCCUGAGGUUGAAGAAGAGGAAGGCGAAGUUAGUGCUGACAGCGACGAUCCGUUGGAGGGUGCUGAUGAUUCCGGUCCAGAUUCAGACGCAGAUGGUGAUGAGGUAGCUCACGACCGUGUACCUAUUCCAUACUACAAUCACAUUCAAAGUGAAGAUUGGUAUGUUGAUGCCGACAUGGACCCGCCAGAUGUGCCAGUAUGGGGUCCACUAACUGGCUUUACGAAGGGCCAACAAUUUGCAACGAAGAAUGAGGUCCGACACGCUAUUUCCACUGAAGCAAUGACUCGGAGUUUUGAAUGGCAAACAACCCAUUCCGACACAAAGAGGCUGCUGGUUCGAUGCAGAAAUGAAAAUGAGGGAUGCAAAGCUAGGGUUCGGGCUAUCAAAUAUACAUUAUCUAAUAAAUAUUAAUAUUAACAUAACUAAAGUAAUAUUCGAAAUUUAAGUAUAAAUAUUUUUUGUACACAUACACAUAAAAUCAAAUAUAUUAUUUUGUUAAUCGUAUUAAUUAUUUUCAAUAAUUUAAAGCAAUACAAGUACACUCGUAAGACUCUUAGGAGAUGUAUACAUCUCCUUAGAAACACAGUCCUUUUGACAGAAAAAGGGGGGAUCCGAGGAUCGCUUAGAACCCGAUUUUCCCUGAUCAUGGGGGGAUCAUGAUGAUCGCUUAAGUCCCCAUUUCCUUAGACAUGCAUUUCUUUAUAACAGAGUCUCAAUAAGUGUUGUAUUGUAUUGAUUUAAAUUAUUAAAAAUAAUCAAUACGAUUAACAAUUAAGUAAAUUAUUGUACAACAAAUAAAUUACUUUAACAAAAUACAAAUUACAAGUGAUGAUAAAUAAUAUGUACCUUGUGGUUGUUCCAAACGUCUCUUGAACGAUGAUUUGCUUGAUCGUAUAAAACUGUCGGAUCAAUCGGUCCUUGAUCAACAUAAUAUCGUUGAUUGAAAAUAUCAACAUUCUGCCCAACCUACGAUAGCAUAACAAUAACAUAAAUCAUUAGUAUAUAAAUUAAAUAAAUCAUUAUAACAACAACAACAAUUGGGAAAAAUGAGUACGUACCGUUUGAUAAUCAUCAUAAAAAAGACCCUCUUCUUGAGCGAAAUCGGCCAUUCUCUCGGAAUCCGAACAGAGGUUCGACGGUUUUUUAGUGAAAACCAAAGAAAAAGUAUUUUGGAGGCAGAUCGGACUUAGCCGCAACCAACAAAAAAACUAAUUCUAAGGUUGGGUGGGGAGGGGUUGGGUAGAGAGAAGUUAGAGGGAGAGAGGGGAGUGUGGUGGAUGGUGUGCAGAAAAGAGAAGAGGGGGGGGGGGGGGGUUUAUAGAUUUCAAACCGCGUGGGGGAGGGUCGGUGGAAUAAUUUCUCACCACCAAAAACCGCGCCCCCAGCACGCGGUUUUAGUUUCCCGUCGGUCAAACCGCGCAUCAGGCAUGCGGUUUUAGUUUCCCUACGGUCAAACCGCGCAUCGGGGGAGCGGUUUCAUUUUCCCAACGGUCAAACCGCUCCUCGGGGAGGCGGUUUCUGUGGACGACACGGAUUGCUGACUUGGCACACGUUUUAUCCGUCUAAACGCUCCUCCGAUUGGCGGUUUGAUGCACCGCCACGUGGCAACACGGUUUGACAGCCAUGCAAGGUCAAACCGCGCCUUGAGGGCGCAUUUUUCUUUGUAACCGCCGCCUGGAGACGCGGUUUUAUAUAAAACCGCUCAUUAAAUGAGAGGUUUUUAAUAAAUGAUGGUAUUUUUGGAAAUUAUUUGGUCUGGGUGGUAUUUUUGUAAUUUUUUUUAAACGGUGGUAGUUUUGGAUUUUUUCCGUGAACUCUUUUCCACAUUCCCCAUGCAAUUGAGAAACUUCUGACGCCCGGGCCGGGCAUUCCCAAAUUUUGCUGGCUAAUUGCUUACAAGGUCUUUCUUUUUUCUUUUCUUUUUACAGUGUAAAAUUCUCUUGCAUUUCAUUAAUGGUAGAGGUUACAGAAGCGGUUACAGAGAGGUGCUCGAAAUAAGAUCGAGAAUUGUUAACCAUUCACUUGGGAAAUUAGACUGGACGUGGGAUCUAGCAAUCCAAUCAGCUCGAAAGUUGUCCUUCCUGCUUGUGGAACUGAGCGUUGGAUGAGGGGUGCGGUUUUGAGGGUUUCAACAAUCAUCCCAAUGAUAGCCGAGCAUGUCCAUGGCCAGUCCGACGGUGGUUUGGUCAAGGAGUUGAUGAUGGUAAGACAAUCCGACUUGAUCGUGCAAGCCUAGUCUUAUUAGUGUUGAUCUCAUGAACAUUGAACAGCAAACUUGUAACUCUAGCUAAUGAAAUGCAUAUAUGUUG
Molecule: messenger RNA, 3513 nt
Organism: Linum trigynum
Lineage: Eukaryota; Viridiplantae; Streptophyta; Magnoliopsida; Malpighiales; Linaceae
Source: the annotation of a GenBank genome assembly